AUGAAAGGCCUCAGGCAAGGUGACCCACUUUCACCAUUCCUUUUUAACAUUGUUGCAGAGAGCCUUAACUUAUUGAUGUCAAGAGCUAAAGAAGUGGGUUUGAUAAGAGGAGCUUCAAUUGGUCCAAAUGAUCUGAGAUUAUCUCACAUUCAGUUUGCAGAUGAUACCAUUAUAUUUUGUAAAGCAGAUUGGGAGGAAAUUAUUGCUAUUAAGCGAAUUCUUAGAUGUUUUGAGAUAUUGUCUGGAUUAAAAAUUAAUUUCCACAAAAGUCAGGUUUAUGGAAUAGGUGUGCAGGAUAAUCUAGUGAAAGAAUUUGCAAAUAGGCUCAAUUGCCAUAGCCAAAAGCUGCCUUUGAAGUAUCUGGGUCUGCCUUUAGGAGCAAAUCCAAGGAGAAAUAGCACUUGGCAGCCAGUGGUGGAUAAUUUUAAGAAGAAGCUAGCUCUAUGGAAGAGAAUGUGCUUGUUUUUUGCAGGUAGAGAUGUCUUAUCAGUGAAUCUAUCUAAUCCUGCUUUGAGUGUAUUCUUUUUCAACUAUGUCAAAACAGUAGUGGGAAAUGGUAGAAGGAUUCAGUUUUGGGUUGAUAGAUGGUUUAGCAAUCAAAGUCUUAGUGAAGCCUUUCCCAGAUUGUUUUCAUUGUCAACAGAAAAAGGGGAGUCAUUGCUACAUUUUGUCCAAAGGAAAGGAAAGGGUCGCAACUGGAAGCUUGCUUUUAGGAGGCCCCUAUUUGCUUGGGAAGAGAAGGAAGUGUCCAACUUGAAUGUUUUGUUGCAUAAUGCACCUACUAUAAAUGCUUUAGUUGAAGAUUCUUGUCUUUGGUUAGCUCACUCUUCUGGGUUUUUUACUGUGGCAUCAGUGUGGAAAUCUUGGAAUCAUCCAAAGGUCCUGAAUGAGUGUUUGUUUAAAGAGGCAAAUCCAGAUUUUGCAGAAUUAACAGAGUUAGUGAAUGUUAGAGUUGCUUUAUGGGCAAAAUCAAAUUUGAAAGAGAGCAUUGGAGUCUCAUUGAUUUGGAGCUGCUUUUGGUACUGGCUUGCGGUGAAAGUGUCAUGGUCUGAGGAUGUUGUGAUCUGUUUUGCACUGGAGGUUGUAGGAUUAGACUUAAGGCUAGUGGUUUGUUUGCUGGCUGAUUUGGUUGUUGGUUUGAGUGGAGUUCCUGGCACCAAAACUUCUGGUUUGUUCUAUUUUGCUGAUUUGGCUUGA
This is a messenger RNA of Camellia sinensis, 1197 nucleotides long. Lineage: Eukaryota; Viridiplantae; Streptophyta; Magnoliopsida; Ericales; Theaceae. The record is from RefSeq and is a predicted model, not a curated record.